Molecule: messenger RNA, 2052 nt
Organism: Tribolium madens (black flour beetle)
Lineage: Eukaryota; Metazoa; Arthropoda; Insecta; Coleoptera; Tenebrionidae
Product: protein argonaute-2-like
Exons: 7
Coding region: 145-681 (178 amino acids)
Source: RefSeq, a predicted model, not a curated record
GGGACAAGUGUUGAUGUGACGCUGUUUGUUUUCAGCAGUUUUACGCGACGAGAAACAUUUACUCGAGUUGUAUUUGCAUUGAGAAAAGUUUCGGGAAAGCACAUUUUUCAAACUUCCAUUUCACAUCGACACAAUGUUGUAGUCAUGAAGUCAGCUCUGUUAUAUCCUUAUUACGACAGUUACGUCGGAAGGGGCUAUUGCCGGAUAUUGAGCCCACGUCACGCCGCUGUCACAGCGGCAAUAUACACAUUAAACAUUUCCAUUCUUGUGGUAUUAUUAUACAGUUGGAGGAUAAGUGUAAAUAUUAAGAAGUAUUCAAGUUUGGAAGACGUAUAUUAUGGUGUCCAAAUCGCUUACUUAGCCAUCAUAGGGACGCAGCUGUUUAUGAUUUUUUUAAGUAUAGUCCUCCUCAUCGGUAUAUACAAGGAGAAUAUAUCUUUCGUGAUACCUUGGAUAAUUGGUUUUAUAACUUUCAUGGCACUGGAAGCUGUCGCCAUGGUCUACUCCAAUGUGCUUAGAGAUCACGUAAACAGACAAUUUGACGCCUUGUGCAAAGCUGAAGUGGCAUUUUUUAUCUCGAGGACACUAAUUAAUGUUGCGGCCAUUGGAGGCGUGAUGCGAUUUUGCAAUUUGCUCCGUGCCGGAAUCACCUGGAAGGGCCCGGAAGUGAUCGAGCUAUGAUGCAGGAAUUCGUACACCGACGAAGACGGUCUUGGCUACGGUUACGAUUCCGACAGCGACUGCUCGCUUUUGGUCGGAGUGUCAUCUUCGUCGUCCAAAUCACUGGGAAGCGACGGUUCAGAAUUUGUCUGACAUAUCCGGUGCGCUAGGGGUUAAUGGAAUAUGCGUGAAUCGAGCCGAAUUUCACAUGAAGAAAUUGAGAUUAAUGAAAUUUAGUUACGAUUUGCGAAUUUCCGCUUCGAAUAGUUGAAUAUUAAAUACCAAAGGACUUUCAAGUUAGCGUAAGCAUAGGAUCAUUUUUUAUUGUGCCAACUAUGUUAGAGUUUUGUUAUGGGGGCUGUUGCAGGGUGCUUAUUAUUGUUGCUGAAGCACUCGUGUUAUAUUUAUGAAAAAAUUUUUGACUUGACACUUUUUCAAGUAGAUUUUGCGUUUCUUAAUGGGGUUUGAAUGAACUGAAAAGUGUUGGGCAAUAUUUUCUACUCCACAACAGGGUGAAAUUAAUAAUUGAAAAAUAAGAAAAACACUGUUUACUUUGAGUUCAUUACAACAUAAGAGUUUUUUAGUAAUAAAACAGAAAAAUUUAUCUUUUUAUAUAUUUUUUAUGAUAAAUAGCAAUGGUUGCAAAUAUUUAGUAAKUUAUUUAUUUGUGUACUUAAUAAUGAAAACCAGUGAUCUUAAUAAGUAGACAUCAAUAAAGUAAAGUGCAACUUAGUCACAUUUUUUUCAAACUUUUUUGAAUUCUCCAAUAAAAAAACAUCUCGUAACAUUUACCUAGUAUACUUGUCUGUCGACUUCAUAGGUUUUAUCUAUUAUUUAUCAUUUUCUUUGUUUUUAUUAUCAAACAAUUUUACAAUUAUUUCACUUGGUUUUGAUUUUGAUCUCAUGAUUAAUGUUAUCUAACUUAAAAGUGUAAUGCUUUUGGGAGUUAGUUGAUUGCAAAUCUGAUGGCUGCAAUUUACAUCAUGUUUAUGUACUUUAAGCAUUAAGAUGGUUUACUGCUCUACUAGUCUCUACAAACUAGUGACACUUUUACUUUGUUGUAGUUUGGUUACAUAACUUGUAACUUGUAACAAUUACGAAUAAUUGAAUUGAAAUGAAAUUUUUGUGUAAUUACGGAAACUUAAUUUAUUUACUCUUUAUGAAACGGCAGUAUUGACUUUUGUGGUAAUUUUAAUUUUGUGGUAAUUUUUAAGCCGACAAUAACGCUAACGUAGAACUGGCAACAAUGGUUUAGAUGGUUAACACCAAUUUCUUUUGAUUUGUGCAAACAUGAAAAAUUUAUAUUUUUAUGUGAAGACAUUGUGCAAGAUUAAAUAUGAUAAUACCAUGAUUUAAGGUGAAUUUGUAACAGUUUUGUGUAAAUUUAAAAUA